AAACAUGCGCUGUCACAUUUUUUUUUUAUUUCUUGUAGGCGGCUGCGGAGCAGACAGAGGGGUUGGUAGGAUUGUAGGAUAUUAAUAAUAAGAUACAUAUAUGUAAAGUAAGGAAGUUUGAUUGGAGAGUGUGCUUUGUGUAUUUUGUUACAUGAUAUUUGCCGGAAAUGGAAUUCAAAAUAAGUGUUGGUGAAGCAAUAGAACUUUAAAUAAUUCGUUUUUUUUAAAAUUUCUAUUUAUGUUACUACGGGAAAUUUAAUAAAUGAAAUUAAUCCUGGUGAAAUUAGUACAUAAUUAACUUAUGUUCUUCAAUGAAGAAAGUUGCGAUAAAGUUUCGUGGCCUAUUUAUGCGUAGUUUAACCAAUUCAGAUUAAAUAACUCAUUGUUUUUCUAUGAUCUAAUUAUACAUUGAGGUAAAAACUUGCAAUUUUAAAACAUGGAAGAAGAAAUCAGACAGGGAUUACCUGGAACAAAAUCUAGUGAUACUGUAGUUGAACUGAAAUCUACUACAAUUGAAAGUAGUACUUCUUCUGAAACACAUCCUGAAAAAAAGGCUAAGCCACCCCCUUUGGAUAUGAAUUCUGCUCAAGAGAUGGCAUCAUCGCAGGGAAUGACUGAAUCAGAAAGAGGAGGACCCAAGACACCUGUUAGCGCUCCACCCAUUACUCCUGACAAAAUGCUGUAUCGCCAGAGAUAUAAGGAACGUAAAAUUGGUCAUCGUAGAGUGAACGAAGAGGGAGAAAUAACAUUUAAAAAAAUAGGCACAUCAGUUAUAAUGCAGAGUAUACAACUGGGCAUUGGCCAUGCAAUUGGGUCAUUGGCCUCAAAGCCUGAGCGUGAUCUACUUAUGAUGGAUUUCACAAUUGUUGAAACUGUCAGCUUCCCUCCGGAUGGAUCUAGUGUCACACCUGCUCACAGCUUCUCUGAAUUCAAGUUCAAAACCUACGCUCCCCUCGCAUUCCGCUAUUUCCGAGAUCUGUUUGGGAUUGCUCCUGACGACUUUUUACUCUCCCUCUGCAAUCAUCCCAUGCGUGAAUUAAACAACCCUGGCGCCAGUGGAAGCAUUUUUUAUGUCACCGAUGAUGAUGAAUUCAUAAUAAAAACUGUACAAAAGGGAGAGGCUGAGUUUUUACAAAAACUUCUGCCAGGUUACUACAUGAAUCUAAAUCAGAACCCCAGAACUUUACUUCCAAAGUUUUUCGGACUUUACUGUUACCAGUGUGGAGGUAAAAAUAUCCGUUUAGUUGUGAUGAAUAAUUUAUUGCCUUCCUGUAUCAAACUGCAUGAAAAAUAUGAUCUGAAAGGGAGUACCUACAAGCGGAAAGCAAAUAAAACGGAGCGUAAAAAAUCCUCUCCAACAUUUAAAGAUUUGGACUUCAUAGAUCACCAUAAUGAAGGAAUUUUACUUGAACAUGACACCUACAAUGCAUUGAUCAAGACAAUGCAAAGAGAUUGCAGAGUUCUGGAAUCAUUUAAAAUAAUGGACUACUCUUUAUUGGUCGGUAUUCACAACAUUCAUGCUGCUCACAGAGAAAGGGAGAAACAUUUGGAACAAUACAGAAAAGAUCAGGAGGAAGAUAAUGCUUCCCCCGUCCAGCCGGUUCAGUCGGAUAAAGGAGGUGGUGGUGUGGGUACAAGUUUAGUUCGAAGCAAGUCCAUAAACAAGCAGAGGCUUGCUGCAUUUUCAACAGCAAUGGAAUCCAUCCAAGCCGAAACAGAAACAGCAGAUGAAAGAGAUGAUGUCCCACCUGGUGGUAUACCUGCAAAAAAUUGUAAAGGAGAAAGCUUAUUACUCUUUCUGGGAGUCAUUGACAUCCUCCAAAGCUUUAGAUUAGCAAAGAAGCUUGAACACACCUUAAAAUCUGUACUACAUGAUGGUGAUACUGUGUCUGUUCAUAGGCCCAGUUUUUACAGUCAGAGAUUUCUACAAUUUAUGAGCAAGACUGUAUUUAAGAAAAUGCCUUCAACUUUAAAGCAUUCCCCUUCAAAGCGUAAAGGGGUCAGCGCCAAGAAAUCUUCUGCUGGAGAUUCCAAAAGCAUCCUUCCCAAAAUUCCAUCAGAAACUGAAUGUGUUCAAGAGGAAGGUGGUCCCAUGUGUGCCCAGGCUGGAGAGAACUCUUCUUCUUGUGAAGUGAAAAACGAUUGUUCUUCUGACAACCCAAAAAAAUGUGCCAAUGCUCCUCCUCCUAAAACAGCAUCAAAGUCAUCUUCUGUAUCGUAUAGUGGUAGUAAAUCAUCUUCUGUAUCCUGGGAGCAGAAAACAGAAGUCAUUAGCUUAUCACAAGUUACUUUCCAUACUGCAGAGUCAGCAGCAGCAGCAGAUUGUGUGUCUGAAACAAGUAGUUCCAGUACGUCUGGCAUUGGUUCAACGUUGCACACAGUAACGUGGACGCCACCCCACAGUGUAGAGGGCUCUACUCCCACACACACAGAAGGAACGCCCUCUUUCACAGAAUCUAGCUCUAGUGGGGAUGCUGCAUGCCCAACGACUCCUGUUAAAAGUAUUAACAAGUCUCUGGACUCUUUACCACCUUUAGGAGAAACUCAAAUAUUGAAAGGAAGUGAGAUGACACGCCUCUAGCGUGACACACACACACACAUGCUGUUCCAUAGACACUUGUUUAAACCAGUCAUCACUGAUGCAUACAAUAGUAAGUGCUUGCUGUCUCUCUCUCUCUCUCCACAUAAUCUUCUAAACAACAACAACCUGGUGCUCUGGGUGCUACGUGUGCUCUCUAUCUCUACUUUUCUCUUUUCUGUCUGUUGUUUACUAAUUAGUGAAUGUCUCUAAUCUUUGAUGUGGAAAACAGAUAGAAAUAUGAAGUAUUAGUGCCUUUAUUAAGACAUAUUUUUCCCCUCUACAAUUUAUUUUGUUCUGAGAAAUGUUAAUUUAUUUAUUUUAUGCUGUUGAAGAUUUGCUGUCAAAAGUAUUGUUGGUUACUGUGAAAUAUUUGUUUUCUUGUGUGCAGUGUGCAAAAAAAAGGGGAGGGGGAGGCUGAGAGCAUGAAUGACUUUUGAUUUUCACAUUCUUCGAAUCUAUCUUAAUUGGCUUUCAGGAGGGGUGACGUCAAUUAUCCUAGUUAAUUAGUGAAGACGAUAUUUUAAGUUAUGAAUAUCAUUUCUACGACUUAAAUUUUUUUUUUUUUGACGGUUUCGGAUUCUUUUUCCUCAAAAUAGAUCUGCACUAUUUAAUUAGAAUAAUUGAGGUCAGCCAUAGGAACCAUUUGUCCUAAUGCGUGAAAAUCAGAUCAUUAGAUCAAAAGUUAUUCGGAUGUUCUUUCCCCCCCCCCUUUUUUUCGCAUUGUAAAUUUAUAUAUAUUUCUCAAGAUGGCUAAGCAUAUAAAAACUGAAAUUUUGAGACAUGUAUAGUCUGCUCCUGAGUAUUUGCAUGCAAUAGUACUUAACAGACAAUUUAACACAGAGUGAUGUCUAUGAUUUAUUAGGCUUCAAAAAAAAAUUUUUUUAUCUGAAUCAUAGCUUAUAUUGCUGUGUUCUUAUUUUUCUUUGACAUCAAUGUUAUACAGUCUAACCCCGCUAUAGUGAACUCCAGAUAUAGUGAUCAAAAUGUUGUCCUGUUGGAUAUUAUUAAAUUUUUUCUAUCCUGGAUUGAAUUUUUUCUUCCUUUUUUUGGUAAUUUUGAAAUUUUUUGCGUAGCGUUUUUAAAAAGUGCUUCAACGUGCUUGUUUUUGAUUUUCAUUUCUUAAAAGCCCUUAAAGGUGCUUUUUUUUCAUGGGGUGUUUUUAAAAAGUGCUUAAUUUUCCCUUUUGAAAAUGAUAUUUUUCCUUUACUAUGUUUAUUUUCUCUUCGAAUUUUGCAAAAAGAUACAGUUCAGAUUGUUCUAUUCAACGUUUUCACAAUUAAUUCAACCCCAUUCUAUUUCGGCGCAUUGUCAGUCCAUAGCGUAUGAAAGAGCCAUAAAAAAUUAAAGCUAUCACAUUUUGUAUUACUACACAUUGUUUUUUUUUUUAAAUCAUAUUUCUUUUUAUGCAUCAUUUAUUUAAAUAAUGUGUAAUAAAAGGGGGCAGUUUGGAAAAAUGAGUUAAAAUUGUUUGCGGCUUUUGUGAACUCCCGGUUAUAAUGUCGAAGGUUUACUACAGCGUUUUCAGUUUUAAUCAGUCACCCUUGAAGGUUUACUACAGCGGUGUUUGACUGUACUAAAUUCAUUGAACAUGAAUUGCAGUUCUUUUUUUUUUUCGUUGUGAAAUAUAUAUAUUAUAAACUAUCAAUAAAUUCAGAUUGAAGAUAAUUCUUUUUUUGCUUUAAUUUAAAUUCUUAUUAAAUGUGUAUGUAAAUUUUUAAAUUGCAAUUAAAAUUGCACAGAUUUAUGUUACUGAAUUCUGAAAUAAUGUUGAGAAAUUUUACCUUUGAAAUCUGAGGAAAUUUGGUUUUUGUGGGAGAGUAGCUAUAGUGUCUUUUAAAGUAAGCUACUUUAACAAAAAAAGAAAAGAAAAAAAGGUUAACUUUAUGAUUAGCCAAAAUUAACGGUUAUCAUAGGUUGAAUAAAUAUUAAAAUUGGCAAUUAAAAAUUGCAAUUUGCACGAAAAUACUACUUGACUUUCUUAUUUUUAAUGAUGUAAUUUUUUUUCACAUCUGUUUGCAUUCUGAUUUUUUAUUUUUAAGAUUUUUUUUUCUUCCAUAUGGUGAAAUUGUAAAUCAUUAUAUCUUCCACUGGUUCAUUAUUACGAGGUUGAAUUUAUCAAAGCCUUCAUUUGAGUUCGAGUUAGUAAUUUCUUUUCUUUAAUUUAUCGUCAAUUUUGUUUAAAAGAAAUUUAAUGCCUAUAAUUCCCCUAUUAUGUUGCCAAUUAUAACAGGUUUGUUUUGUAAUGAGUAAUUUUAUUAAUUGAAAACAUUAUGUAUAAUACUUAACGUUGUGUAUUAAACUUAUGUAUAAAUGUUACUUACAGAGAUCAAGAAAAUUUUAUAAUUUCUCAUUUCCAUUAAGUAACCAAACAAUAAGAAGUUUUAUGUGUAUUAAAUCAUUUUGGGGGUAUAAUUAAGGCAAAUAUGUGGGUUUCAAUUCAUAUGAGUAGUAAUCAAUAAUUGAUUCUGCAUAAAAAAAAAACUAAAGUGCUCAAAUAGUUA
Parasteatoda tepidariorum (common house spider) is the source of this 5082-nucleotide messenger RNA. RefSeq names its product phosphatidylinositol 4-phosphate 5-kinase type-1 alpha. The record is from RefSeq and is a predicted model, not a curated record. Gene Ontology annotation, biological process: phosphatidylinositol phosphate biosynthetic process. Gene Ontology annotation, molecular function: 1-phosphatidylinositol-4-phosphate 5-kinase activity. Gene Ontology annotation, cellular component: plasma membrane. Lineage: Eukaryota; Metazoa; Arthropoda; Arachnida; Araneae; Theridiidae.